Glossina fuscipes is the source of this 1659-nucleotide messenger RNA. It is a transcript of the gene slp2, whose product is annotated as fork head domain transcription factor slp2. Gene Ontology annotation, molecular function: DNA-binding transcription factor activity; sequence-specific double-stranded DNA binding. Lineage: Eukaryota; Metazoa; Arthropoda; Insecta; Diptera; Glossinidae. The transcript has a single exon. Bases 27 to 1598 code for a protein of 523 amino acids. The record is from RefSeq and is a predicted model, not a curated record. Gene Ontology annotation, biological process: regulation of transcription by RNA polymerase II. Gene Ontology annotation, cellular component: nucleus.
UUUUUGUGUUAGCCUUUAACCGAAUCAUGGUCAAAAUCGAUGAUCCAUGUAGUGUUGAAAACAUUUUAACGCAUCAACAUCAAAAGUCACCAUUACAUUAUCAUCAUUGUCAUCAACAGCAGCUGCAUCAACCACAACAUCAGAUCUUAUUGCAAAAUCAAACGCAGUUGCAGCAACUUUGUAAAAUGGCUCGCACACCACAUUUGAAAUCAAGUUUCUCCAUUAAUUCAAUACUACCGGAGACAAUUGAAGAUAAUGGCCAUCAACGGCAAACACCAUAUGCAAAUAAGCAUAGUAAUGAACAUUUUAAGCCAUAUCAUGGGAACGAGGAACAAGAUGUUGGCGACGCUGAUUCCGAUUUAGAUGUGACCAGUAUGUCGCCCCCGCCAGCUACCGACGGCGGCAGCGAAAUAAGUAUAAAUAGCACAGAUGGCUUAAUACAUCAGAUGCCCUCCAAUCAUCUUAAUCAUAAUCAUGAAGAAGAGGAAGGCGAGGAUAGUGAUUUAGAAGCGAGUUUGGAUCCUGAUGUUGAUGGCGACGAAGAUCUCGAAACAGAAAUUGAUGCCGAAGGCAACACAACUGAAGGAGAGAUAGAACACAAAACAGACGGCGAUAAAUCAUCCUCAUCCAGUGAUAAGAAAGACAACGAAAAACCUCCAUAUAGUUAUAAUGCCUUGAUUAUGAUGGCCAUACGCCAGAGUCCAGAAAAGCGUUUAACAUUGAACGGUAUCUAUGAGUACAUUAUGACUAAUUUCCCGUACUAUCGCAAUAAUAGGCUGGGUUGGCAAAACUCUAUACGACACAAUCUGAGUUUAAAUAAGGUCUUUGUUAAGGUACCGCGGCAUUAUGACGAUCCCGGGAAGGGUAACUAUUGGAUGUUGGAUCCUUCGGCCGAUGAUGUAUUCAUCGGUGGAUCAACGGGGAAAUUGCGUAGACGUACGACAGCGGCUUCACGUUCUCGUUUAGCAGCCUUUAAACGUUCUUUAAUAGGACCAAUGUUUUCGGGUCUAGCUUAUCCGCAGUUCGGUUCUUUCUUGUAUCCUCACCAACAAACAACAAUGCCCGGUGGACCAGCGCCGACUACUCCCGGCUUAUUAGCCAGCAUGUACAGUAGAUAUAAUCCUUUUGUGCCAAAGAGUCCUGCCUUACCUCCGUCACCGUUUACGCAGCGUAUAAGUCCCGCGGCAAUGACAGCCGCCAAUUAUAGCAAUAUGGAAAGGCUUUUAACGGCUGCUGCCAUUCCUCCUCAAGGUCAUCCAACGUCAGCAGCUGCUGCUACUUUACCCGCCUCGGAUCUCUAUCAACGUUUACAAUAUCAGCAAUUGCUGCAACAUCAUGCAGCUGCCGCGGCCAUAGCCGCUCAUCAGAGACAACAGCAAUUAACUGGUUUUCAACAUAUAUCGCCAGCAGCUACACUUGCUAGUUCCGUCACUGCUGCCGGUGCUGGUAUCCAUCAACCCUUGCAGGUACUUACGCAUCUCGGGCAGCAGCAGGCGCCAUCGCCCUCACAUUCAAUAUCACCCACGGUAGCUACCAGUUCACCACCCGCCGCUCCUAUACUUAAACCGGUAACUGUCGUAACGCGUAAUAGUAGCUGAGUUUGUCAGCAUAAUCAAUGUACAGUGGAGUGUAAAUAACGAUCAAUAAUGUAAAUUAUUC